This is a messenger RNA of Fibroporia radiculosa, 2148 nucleotides long. RefSeq lists its product as uncharacterized. Gene Ontology annotation, cellular component: aminoacyl-tRNA synthetase multienzyme complex; cytoplasm. The transcript has 9 exons. Lineage: Eukaryota; Fungi; Basidiomycota; Agaricomycetes; Polyporales; Fibroporiaceae. The record is from RefSeq and is a predicted model, not a curated record. Gene Ontology annotation, molecular function: ATP binding; aminoacyl-tRNA deacylase activity; proline-tRNA ligase activity. The coding region runs from base 1 to 2148 and encodes 715 amino acids. Gene Ontology annotation, biological process: prolyl-tRNA aminoacylation.
AUGUCUGUGGAAAGUAUCGCGCAGUCUCUGACAGGCCUAUCGAUUCAGCCGCAAGCUAUUGUGUCACACAGUACCACUAAUUCGCCUGCGUCAUGGCGCGAAGCGUUGGAAGGAGCGUCUUCUGCUCCAAAAUCUUUCGAGCUUUUGAAAACUCUCGUCUAUAAGCCGAAGACUGCGAAGACUGCAACUCCUGUGCCUUUGGUCAUCAUUGCUCGCGAGGGGACGGAAGUAAUCUCUGGUGCGGUAGGCAAGAAACUCGGGUUGAAGGAGCUUCGUCUGGGUUCGGAGGACUUGUUAACUGAGUUCUUCUCUCUUGACAAAAACUCCCUCUCUCCUUUGGCAUUAAACGAGCAGACAUAUCCCAAAGUCGUGACUGCGAUCGACUCCUCGAUCAUCUCAUCAACGGCGCUUUUCGCUGUCCGUGCGCUCUCAUCAAGUGCAACCAUUUUCUUGUCUGGAAAGGAUAUCUAUGCAUAUCUGAAACUACUGGAGACUCAGGAGGCUCUUUUGCAAGAAGUUGACUUCGAAGCUUUGAAGGUCGGAGCAGACACGCUUACAGUACAGCCAAAAGCUGCACCGGUCAAGGAGAAAAAAGAAGAUGCAAAGAUAGAGGGUGCCAUUCAGAUUGCCAUUGGUAUCAAGAAAGAAGUCGAUUUUGCAGGAUGGUAUACAAAUGUGCUCAUAAAGGCUGAAAUGAUGGACUAUUAUAAUGUUAGUGGAUGUUAUAUCUUGCGUCCGUGGUCAUACAGUAUCUGGGAAGUCAUUCAAGAUUGGUUCAAUGCUCGUAUCCGCGAGAUGGAAGUGCAGAACGCGUAUUUUCCCAUGUUCGUAUCAUCAAAGGUAUUGGAACGGGAAAAGGAUCAUAUUGAAGGCUUUUCUCCAGAAGUGGCUUGGGUGACUCGAGCUGGGAACUCUGACCUUGAGGAGCCUAUCGCAGUUCGUCCAACAUCCGAGACAGUCAUGUAUCCGUACUACGCCAAGUGGAUCAAAAGUCACCGAGACCUUCCACUGAAGCUAAACCAAUGGAACAAUGUCGUUCGAUGGGAAUUCAAGAAUCCUCAACCGUUCUUGCGAACACGCGAGUUCCUUUGGCAAGAGGGCCACACUGCAUUUCUCACGAAAGCAGAAGCAGAUACUGAAGUCCGCGAGAUAUUGGAGCUAUACCGACAGGUCUAUGAAGACUUGCUCGCAGUGCCUGUCAUUCCUGGCAUAAAGUCGGAGAAAGAGAAAUUCGCAGGUGGACUGUAUACCACGACUAUUGAGGGAUUUGUGCCCACGACCGGACGCGGAAUACAGGCCGGCACGUCUCAUUGUCUCGGACAAAACUUCUCGAGACCGGAGAUGUUUAACAUCUUCGUCGAGGAUCCCAAUGAUCCAACUGGACAAGGCAAGGUAUAUGUCUGGCAGAAUUCGUGGGGGUUGUCGACGCGUACGAUUGGUGUGAUGGUGAUGAUUCAUGGAGACAACCAAGGCUUAGUUCUUCCCCCGCGGGUAGCUUCCAUCCAGGUCAUCAUUGUGCCAUGUGGUAUCACAGCGAAGACGAGUGACGAGUCAAGGAAAGCCAUCAAUGAUAAAUGUGAAGAGCUCUCCAAGUCCCUGAAAUCGGUGGGAGUGAAGGCUAAGGCUGACCUUCGUGAGGGAUACACUCCCGGCUUCAAGUUCAACGAUUGGGAACAAAAAGGUGUGCCGCUCCGUCUAGAGAUCGGGCCAGCCGACCUUGCAAAGCAGCAGACGCUUAGCGUCCGCCGUGAUACGGGCACGAAGGCUCCAUUGCCCCUCGCAGAUCUCAUGGCAUCGGUCCCUAAGCUUCUUGAUACUAUUCAGGCGGAUAUGUUCAAGCGAGCGCAAGACACAUACUUCUCUCGCCUCCGAGAGGUCACGCGCUGGGAAGACGUUGUUCCUACCCUGGAAGACAAGUGCGUUGCUGUCAUGCCAUGGUGCGAGGAGGAAGCAUGCGAAGAUGAUAUCAAAGAGCGCAGUGCGCGAGCCGCCGAGCCCCAAGACGAGCGCGCUCCGUCGGCAGGAGCAAAAUCACUGUGCAUACCUUUCGACCAAUCAAAAUGGCCACCUAUUGAGCCUGGAAAAACCAAAUGUACUGCAUGUGGCAAGGAUGCAAAAAGGUGGACCAUGUUUGGCCGGUCGUAUUAA